Molecule: messenger RNA, 1710 nt
Organism: Sesamum indicum (sesame)
Lineage: Eukaryota; Viridiplantae; Streptophyta; Magnoliopsida; Lamiales; Pedaliaceae
Product: binding partner of ACD11 1
Molecular function (GO): RNA binding
Source: RefSeq, a predicted model, not a curated record
UUGAAGACGGAAACAUUACCCAAACACAGCGCAACGCCAGAAGAGAAGGGCAACUGCAAGCAACAUCUGAGAGAAUCUUCCCCUUUUCUCAAAUCAAAUCUCACUAAACUAAAACGUUUAUCAUUAUUAAUCUGUUAAAUAAAACCGAAAUUUUAGGUGUAAAGUGAAAGUCUUUGAAUUCAAACCUAUACAUUCUUCCUCUCUCCUCAGAGUUUUCUCCCAAACUACAGCGUAAAUUUAAACACAGUUAGCUUACAUAUAUGCACGGUGUGUGCGCCGACCUAGGUGCUUUUUGCUGAGAGUUUGUGAAGAACUUGAAGAGGGCUGAGGAGAAGUUUAACCGACAAUGCUGCAGACGAGAACAGUACAGGUGAAGCGAGUGUCAGAUCUAGCCACUGAGAGAGAAAUCCAUGAGUUCUUUUCUUUUUCCGGUGAAAUUGAACACAUUGAGAUCCGUAGAGAGCCAGGGGACUCGAGGACCGCGUUUGUUACGUUUAAAGAUCCGAAGGCACUUGAAAUCGCCUUAUUGUUAUCGGGUGCAACUAUAGUCGACCAGGUUGUUAGCAUAGCACCUGCAGAAAACUACGUAUUACAACCUGAGAUUCGGGAAGUGAGGUUUGUUGACAAUGCUGUAAACAUGUCACAAGAGAACACUUCUCCAGUUGCUGAGCAGGGAAAGAUGAGUCCAAAUAAUGGGAGAGUGUAUAUCAGUAAAGCCCAAGAUGUUGUGUCAAGUAUGCUUGCAAAAGGUUCAGCUAUUAAACAAGAUGCUGUAAACAAGGCCAAAGCAUUUGAUGAAAAGCACAGGUUGACUGCCAAUGCAUCUGCUAGAGUAAUUUCCUUUGAUCAGAGAGUUGGGCUGACAGAAAAGCUUACUGUUGGAAUUUCAGCUGUAAAUUCAAAAGUGAAAUCUGUGGAUAAAAGAUUUCAAGUGUCUGAUAAAACCAUGUCAGCUCUUAUGGCUGCAGAGAGGAAAUUAAAUGACACUGGGUCAGCUGUCAAAUCCAGCAGGUAUGUGGCUGCUGGAACAGCUUGGCUGAAUGGUGCUUUCAACAAGGUGGCGAAAGUUGGGCAGGUAGCUGGUAUGAAAACUAGAGAAAAAUGGAAUUUGGCAUUUUCAAACUUGGCGGCUAAGGAUUCUCCUAUUGCUGCCUAAAUCUGGACAGCUUGGUUUGGAAUUGUUUGCUUAAUCUCACAAGAUAAGCUAUCUUGAAGUUGGAGUUUCACCAUUGUGAUCAUUGAAACAGUAGCUCCGUUCUUCGUCUGAUCCAUGCGACUCUUGAAUUCUACACGUAGUUGUGCAGAUCGAUUUGAUUGUUUAUAUUUGUUUAUCCUUGUUGGGUACCCAUUUGUCUCCAUAACUUCCCAGCGUGAUACUUAAGUAAUGACCUUAUAUUGGUAUUCCAUAAAUUCAACCCAUGAUUUUAUGUUUGAGAGUUGCAGAUUCCAUCCUUUUCCAUAAAUCUUCCCUCUCAGUUCUUUAUACCUUUCAUGUUAACCAAUUUUGGAAGGACCCUUCGUUCCAAUCUUUCCUGCUCUCACUUAGCCACUCUGCUUUUCAAACAAGUCACGGUCCCGUGGCUUGUUUCAUAUCUUGUCAAGGUAAAAUAGUAUUCGCUGUGAGGUUGCCUUGUAGCUCACAGUGUUUUAUCGGGUAGCAUUCUUGUGUAAAUUGAACUUUACUGUACAUACAUUGGUUUUUCUGUUUAA